Molecule: messenger RNA, 945 nt
Organism: Mesorhabditis spiculigera
Lineage: Eukaryota; Metazoa; Nematoda; Chromadorea; Rhabditida; Rhabditidae
Source: the annotation of a GenBank genome assembly
AUGCUAUGGCUUUGCAUAUCUGCGUUUUUCCAAAUAGCUACCUCUCACGGCGGGCACUCCCAUGGUGAUGAGCCGAGUUUAAAAAGUGCUGAUAUCGACUUUAUCGGUAAAAGCUACUGGUCGGAGUCAUACUUUGAACGGUGUGAUCAGAGAGUUUUCGAACUACACGAUAAUCCGGCCUAUAUUUGCGCUCGCUUUAUGAUUGAUUAUAGUUGGGUGGACGUGGAGGUACUCUCAAAAGACCCAAUCUUGGUUGUUUUCCAUAAAUUUUUCGCCCUCCAUGAUGCGCUGGAAUUCCGAAAGUAUAUUCAUCAGAAGGAGCUGAAGGCUAUGUCAGUGGUAGACCACGAGAAAGAUUCCCAAUCGACGAUGCACGAUUCGAGGCGAGCAAAUGGGACUUGGUUAACGCAUCAUGAGAACGACAUCACCAGCAAGUUGUUCAAUUUCGCCCAAAGGAGGAUACCAACCCUAAAUUUUGAUGCGGCAGAGCAGUGGCAUGCCCUGUCUUACCAACCCGGCGGCCAUUACGCGCCACAUUUUGAUUUUUUGGACUAUCCAAAUGCGGACAGCUGGGACUGGUGGAUGAAGGAACACGGGCAAAGGCUGGCUACGUUUUUGGCAGUACUGGAAACGGCGGAACAGGGCGGAGGCACACUAUUCCCGGAAUUGAGCUACGCCGUCCACCCCGAGGUCGGCGACGUGAUGCUGUGGCUGAACAUGGAGGCCGAGAAUUUGGACAAGGCCAACAAAUCGCUGCACGGCGCUUGCCCGAUUUUGAAGGGACAGAAAACGGCGGCCACUUUAUGGAUCCGGAUCUCUGCCAGUUUCCACUCCUUCAAAACCAGCCGUGACGGCCCGACAUUCAACAUCACUCAACUCAUUCGCCCCUACGGUAUCCGUCCACCCGACAACUAUGCACCACCCGACAAGGUGCAGCGCCAGGAG